AUGUUCACGUCACACCUCUUCUUCCGGUUUUUAGUGGCAAAGAUCACUGGCUUUUCUCUCUCUCUCUCUCUCUCUCUCUCUCUCUCUCUCUCUCUCUCUCUCUCUCUCUCACACGCACACACUCUCUAUAAAUUAAUGUCCUUUCUGAUUAUUUUCAUAUCUAUCUAUCUAUCUAUCUACCUAUCUAUCUAUCUAUCUAUCUGUCUGUCUGUCUGUCUUGUUCUCUAUCUGUCUGUCUGUCUUGUUCUGUUCUGUUCAUAUCUAUCUAUCUAUCUAUCUAUCUAUCUAUCUAUCUAUCUAUCUACCUAUCUAUCUAUCUAUCUAUCUAUCUGUCUGUCUGUCUGUCUUGUUCUCUAUCUGUCUGUCUGUCUUGUUCUGUUCUGUUCAUAUCAUAUCUAUCUAUCUAUCUAUCUAUCUAUCUAUCUAUCUAUCUAUCUAUCUGUCUGUCUGUCUAGUUUGUUCAUAUCUGUCCAUUUAUUUAUCUAUCUAUCUAUUGUUCUAUCUAUCUAUCUAUCUAUCUGUCUUGUUCUGUUCUGUUUGUUCAUAUCUAUCUAUCUAUCUUAUCUAUCUAUCUAUACUAGUUUAACACCGUUAAACGCAACCUCUAUACAAACUAAAUUUUUACCAAAGAACACCGAUAAACUAUCUAUCUAUAAAUCUAUCUAUCUAUCUAUCUAUUUAUCUAUCUAUACUAGUUUGUUCAUAUCUAUCUAUCUCCCUCCCCCCUCUCUCUCUCAGACAAACUGA
Acanthosepion pharaonis is the source of this 747-nucleotide messenger RNA. Lineage: Eukaryota; Metazoa; Mollusca; Cephalopoda; Sepiida; Sepiidae. The record is from the annotation of a GenBank genome assembly.